AUGCAGAAUCAAGUGGAAGUUCUGUGUCUGGACGGCAGCGUGGAGGACGUGGACAUGACGAUGCAAGAGGGCGGAAACGAGGCUGCAGAAGUACGUGGACAGGACGCGGCUUUUUCGACGACGUUUGACGGCAAAGCAACCGCUGGAGACGACCAGGAAGCGACACGAGCGGUUUCGAGUGACGGCAGUGGUUUCUGCACGAGUGACAAGUGGGCUGAGCUGUACAAGACUACUGAAAUGGCAGUGGUGACAGACAUGGGACAUCCGCCGGUGCCUUCAGAAGGGUACAUGCCACUGCGGCAUGGACGUCGCUGUGGUCCACAGAGCGCCGAGACAUGUACGACGGUUGACGCUGACGUCCCGAGCGGCUCCUCGGGGGACACGUUGCUGUGGAGCGAAGAAGUGCUCGAGCAGCGCAUACUGCAAUUGACUGCAUGGACUCGACGGGGCCCCGUACCGCGUCGCCAGGAGCUAAAGCGUAUCAACCGCAUGCUCAGCUCGAGCGGCGCUACGAUCAGCAAGAGCUGCUGA
This is a messenger RNA of Hyaloperonospora brassicae, 531 nucleotides long. NCBI's taxonomy places the organism in Eukaryota, Oomycota, Peronosporomycetes, Peronosporales, Peronosporaceae. The record is from the annotation of a GenBank genome assembly.